This is a messenger RNA of Micropterus dolomieu (smallmouth bass), 4654 nucleotides long. RefSeq names its product UDP-GlcNAc:betaGal beta-1,3-N-acetylglucosaminyltransferase 2b (gene b3gnt2b). NCBI's taxonomy places the organism in Eukaryota, Metazoa, Chordata, Actinopteri, Centrarchiformes, Centrarchidae. The transcript has 3 exons. Gene Ontology annotation, molecular function: hexosyltransferase activity. The record is from RefSeq and is a predicted model, not a curated record. Bases 343 to 1530 code for a protein of 395 amino acids. Gene Ontology annotation, cellular component: membrane.
UCAGCGUAGAAAGGAGAAGUCGGUCCAGUCUUCAGCGGUCGACGCAGUGAAAACAGCGGCAGGUCACUGCGAAAAGACGACGUUUGUCCGCCGAAAAAGACGAAUGGAUUUAUUAACUCUACCGCGGUUGUUGUAGUGACUUUCAGCAGACGAAGACGGCUGGAUACAAGUUCAGCCCUCCUAUUCCCCUCCCUGCCCCCCCUGAUCUUUUCUCCAAUGGCUGCUGUUCCCCCGAGGGCAGGUCUAAGUAUGGGGUAAGAGAACUGAGAGGAGACACCGAGACGACACAAGCUGAGGAGUCUCUCUAACCUGCACAGGUGGUGACAGGUGCAGGACGCUGUGAUGGCGCUACAGCGGAGGAGGCUGAAGCUUGUGGUGACAGUGAUGAUGGUCAACCUCUUCAUCUUCAUCCUCAUCUCCCGACACACCAGCCAAGACAAAAACGGGAGUCACAAAGUCAACAUCCCCUCCAAACCCUUCUGGACCAAACUGGUUCCCAGCUCUGCUUACUGGAACCGCCAGCAGCAGAUUUUGGACAUUCAGAACAAUCCAGUCCUCUUUGCUAACUACACCGACAUGCCUGACUGGCUCAACGAAACCAGUUUAACCUCUGACCCCUGCCAGCCUAACUUCAAGGCUACUACUCAGGUGAAAGACUACAACUCCCUUCCGCAACGCUUCAAGGACUUCCUGCUUUACAUGCACUGCCGCUCUUACCCAAUCAUGGUGGACCAACCUGAUAUCUGUAAGGAUCCUCCGUUCCUGCUCCUGGCUGUCAAAUCCCUGGCACCGCACUUCGACCGCCGUCAGGCCAUCCGUCAGUCCUGGGGACAGGCGGGUGUUGUAGCCAAUCAAACAGUGGUUACUAUCUUCCUUCUCGGUACCACCACAGCUGGGGACCACCACCCGGAUCUGUCAGAGAUGCUGCACUAUGAAAGCGACCGCCAUAAAGACAUCAUCCAGUGGGAUUACCGCGAUUCAUUCUUCAACUUGACUGUCAAGGAAGUUCUGUUCCUGGAAUGGAUCCAGACUCGUUGCUCCGGUGCUCGCUUCAUUUUCAAAGGCGACGAUGAUGUCUUUGUGAACACCUACCGCAUCCUGGACUUCCUCAAGGGCCUCUCGGAGCCCAAAGCCAGGGACCUGUUUGUGGGUGACGUGAUCACCAACGCGGGGCCACACCGGGACAAGAAGGUCAAAUACUUCAUCCCAGAGAGCAUGUACAUCGGGACGUACCUUCCUUAUGCAGGAGGGGGCGGGUACCUUUACUCUGGUGACAUCGCUGCUCGUCUGCACAAUGUGUCGCAACAUGUAGCGCUCUACCCGAUAGAUGAUGUCUACACGGGUAUGUGUCUUAGGAAGCUAGGGCUGGCCCCCGAAAAGCACAAAGGCUUCAGGACCUUUAAUAUAGAGCUGAAGUACAGGUCAAACCCCUGCGCCUAUAAGAGUUUAAUGCUCGUUCACCCGAGGACCCCGCAGGAGAUAAUCCAGAUCUGGGCCUGGCUCAACAGUCCUGACCUGAACUGCCAGUGAUGGCUCCGCAGCAGGCAGUUUGGGACCACCUGAAACGGCCCCAGAGAGGAAGACAUUUUGAGGUUGUUCCCAAAAGAUCGAAGUGACAAAUUUUAUUUCAAACAGGGUCAUGACUUAAAAGUUGACCGCUUUAAAUUGAGAUAUUAUUCUUAUUGUCACUUGGCGCCUCAGCUUAGAGCAAUUAAUGCUUUGUACCUCUGAAGAUGUGGACGGAUUAACUAUUUUUCAGAAUGGCCACCAUAGUAUUUUGACUUGAUGUCAGACUUCCAUAGACGUAAGCUAACUCUGCUUUACUGUCGAACGAGCUUCAUCCAAAGUCACCGUGUCUUUCUUUGCGUGCACAUAUUUAUAUCACAACUAUUUAUAUGGCCUUUGUAAUGCUUUAAUACUGUGUCGGCUCCGUGAUGGAGUGUCUCAAUGCUGUAUUAUAUAAAUAAAGAGACUAAGAUCUGGCAUAUGUCCGCCGCAGACACUUUGUUAGGUUGACACUCAUGAAAACUCUUGAGUGUCUAAAUAUUUCAUACGUAAAUAAAAGGGUGAAGCUCUUGAACUUCACUCUUUAGGAACAAGCGGUGGGUUCCACAUGCUGCAGUUUAUUGCUGCUAGCUUUAAAAGUGCUUCCUGGUGAACACGUCCUAGUAAUUGUUGCUGGAGGCUUAGUUUGUGCUGCUAUUCCCAUCCACACUUCCUAUUUACUUGUGACCUGCUCCAUCUCAAACUCAAGUUCCUCUUGCUAAAGACUCAGAGAAACUUGUUCACCAUUGUGUUUGUUAAUUUAUAAACUAUCUUGAUCAAUAAAACGAAAGCUAUGGGCUUUAGAGCAACUAAAUGAUGAUGUAAAGGUAAAACAAACACAUCAUUUAGUUGCUCUAAAACCCAUAGCAUUCAUUUUAUUGAUCGAUAGUCUCCCAUAAUUUGUGCUGUCUGUCAUUGCUUUAACUGGUAAGAUAUAUCAUGUUACAACAACACUUCAAAUCAUUAUAGAGCUUUGAAAUUGAGUGUUUGGUGGAGUGAAUAUGCACUUUGCUUUCAGGAAACAGCUGGACAGCUCAGCAGGUCUGGGCUCGGUCUUGACAUGGAUGGAGAAAACCAAAUGCUUUCUAAUUGUGCUUCAGGUUUUCGCGUUGCCCAUAUAAAUGUAAAAAAGUGCUUUUUCAGAUACAAAUGUUAAAACCACCAGAGCUUCUGUCUGAAUACUCACUAUAACGUGCCUCAUGAGUGUCUGCAGCUGUUGUGUGGAGCUGUUAAUUGCCGUUAAAUGCUGCGUUACUGUGAUGUCAGUGAAUCUGAGUUGAAGAGGUUUUAAAACACAGGUGGAACGUGGUUGGAGCGUCAUGUCUACGUUAACUAAGCUUUUGUUACUUGACAAAUUGGCUCUGCAAUGUUCACAGAUCCUUUUGCAGGCUUCAUUUCAAAAUGUUACAUAUCCAUGGAGAACAUUAUGUCUGAUUGUCUGAACUCCCUGUUUUGGGAUGAUGCAGCCACUUAUAAUGGUGGAAUGAAAGUCUUAUUAUUUAAAUGUUACUGCUCUACUCACUACUGUAUGGCUUUAGCACAAAUGUUGUGUCUUACUUGCUUUAUGAGAGAAGUGACACGCAAGUUACACAAUGUUCCUUAUCAGCUGCAUGUGAGACAGAUACUUGAGUUUUCAGAUUCCCCUUUGCGAUAUUAUAUGUCUUACAGAGGAGAUGCUCUUUGUUUCCCUUAAACCUCAAUAGGAUAGGUCACAGAAGUGUGCUACAAGAAUGUAUAUCUUUACCUGGGUUUUGGGUCAAUCCACUUUCAUUUCAUUGAUUUCAGUUCAAUCUUCAGUAUUCAUAUUCAGAAUCUCACUGGACCUAGCUCAUGAAGUCUAUACUGAAAAUGAGUUGCCUAGAUGUUGGUUUCAGUCAGAUGUUUAGACUCGCCCUGAACCUGGUGGUUCUUUUCAUCUGAGAGAAGGGCAAAUCCUCCUAUGCCUCUGUUAGAGCUCCCCCUACUGGUCAGGAUGGUGAUCUUUCGGGCAGACACUGUAGUUCCUCAUUUAUUUUUCACGUCUUAACCAUAUGUUAAUUACCUCUGCUUCUGACACUUAAAAUCAUCACUUAUAACAACUCAUAUCUCCGUUUUAAUGUUUGUGGUUUCUUUUAGCCAACAUUGGUGUCAGAUAGUUGGGGUUUGCCUCAUAGUUUAGACAAUCAGUGAGGUUCUUACAGGUUAAUUCUGUAACUUUUUGUUAUGGGAUAACUCCACUGCACAAUCAUUUUCAUGUAGGAUUAAACAAACACUAAAAAAAAAAAAGAGACAAGGCAUGGUAUCUCCUAUUCUCUUCUUUUCUUUAGGUCAUGUUUCCUCAACAAUAUUCACUGUGGUUUCCCACUGCUCACAUACCAAUAAUAGGUUGCAUUCUGACCUUGGUGCACACAGUUUGUAGCUACUUGAAAUGUUUACAUACUUAGAAAAGUCAUCACUUAUUUUUAUAAUUGUUACUUGGGUAUGUUGGAUUUGAACCUUUAGCCAUCACACUCCUUUAGUUGUGUAAUUUUGCUUCAGUUUUUCUUUUCAAGGACCUCUUCCUGUUUAACUUGUCUCAGUAGCCAUUGUGUCAUUUUCUGAGCUUUCUGAGCUGUAGAUGCUGGUGUUUUUCACUGAACAACAGUAAGCCAGUGGGUGAAGAAAACAUCAUUGCCAAACAGGGGGGAAAAUAUCAGACAAAAUCUAAUAAGAGCAAGAAAAAGAUAUCAUGUGAUAAAUGCACGAGUUGCAAAGUUGCCUAAUAAACAAGCAUUGUUUCGUUAUUAUUGUAUCUUGUGCAUUGAAUAAAUCAGGAUCAAAUUUCAUUAUUUUGUUACCGAGAUAUUUUUACUGUACAUUGCGCCAUUAACCCCUUGUUAACAUUUAUUUCAGAAACCUGUCACUGUCCUAUACAACACCUGAAUUAGUCAGAGACAAUUACCAAGUAUGUGCCUGAUGUUUGGAUGUACUGUAUGUACAUACAAGAUUAUUCUUCAACCAUGUUAAGCCUGAUCACUUUUUUAAUACCGAGAAUGACUUGAUUAUAUUGUGCUGUUUUUGUAAAUCUGUUCUAUGCAUUUUUGUUGUAAUACAAAUAAAUUAUGUGAAUAAAGUAUAAAGUAAUUCGUUA